Molecule: messenger RNA, 3137 nt
Organism: Lotus japonicus
Lineage: Eukaryota; Viridiplantae; Streptophyta; Magnoliopsida; Fabales; Fabaceae
Product: receptor-like protein kinase THESEUS 1
Exons: 1
Coding region: 689-3070 (793 amino acids)
Biological process (GO): protein autophosphorylation
Cellular component (GO): plasmodesma; plasma membrane
Molecular function (GO): ATP binding; transmembrane receptor protein tyrosine kinase activity
Source: RefSeq, a predicted model, not a curated record
UCAUGAGCAACAACACUCCUGAAAGACCAUCACACUUGUUGUUCCCACUUCCCAGUAAAGACGUUGUUGUGACAAAAGUCUUGGUCAAGAAUGAUACUGACGCAGUGACGCUCAAAAGCAUAACAACAAAACGAGACGCGUGAACUGUCAACCAAACGUGAGGCCAGAAGCAGCCAGAGCAAACACCGAGAAAUUAACAACACUUCACAAGGAUGGGGCUCCACAGCGAGUGCAAGUGCAACCCCCCGAAACACGCUGCGAUGUUGUCCGUAGAGCAACCCCAGAAAUACAUAUAAUCCCCCCUCUGCAGUCUCUUAAACCACCAAAAAUUGAACCAUUCUUUUACCAUGGCAACUCUUCAGCUCCACCUAGUAACCAAGUUAGUUGACGUAAUGUUCAACACUUCAUCAUUGAUUGUCGUCAAAUUCUCAACACUUAUAAUGUAAAAGAGUUCUAAACUCUUCAGCUUCCGCCGACCUUUUUCUAUAAUCGAGAGAUUAGUCUGAGUACUAUCAAACGUUCGGAUAUCUUGGUCAAAGAGGAGAACUAUAUUUGUGGUGGUUGAUAAAUCAACUUCCAAAAGAAUGUAGAAAAAUCAAAGCUGACGACUUGACCUCUGCUCAAGUCUUCCUCUUAUCACAAGCCAAUGUAAUGUUCAUUCGAGCAUUCUCCGAACCAUUCUUCUUCCAUGGCAACUCUUCAGUUCCAGAGAAUUCAACACUCUCUGUUCCUACUCACUUUUCUUCUUCAAUUCUCAUCACUCCAAUUCCCUUCACUCGGGUACAAUCUCCCCGAUAACUACUUCAUCAAUUGCGGUUCCACCGCCGAUGUAACCGACACCGAAACCCGCCGCGUCUACGCCGGCGAAUCAAACCCUGCCUACCCAAAAACCACGUUUCGCAGCACCACCGUCGCAGAAAACAGUGUCUCACCGGCGCCGCCGUCUCCACUAUACCAAACAGCAAGGAUUUUCCGAAGCAAUUCUUCUUGCAAGUUCAACACAGAGACAAACAGAACCUACCUCCUCCGCCUCCACUUCUUCGCUUUCACCUCGCCGGAGAAUCUUUCCGCCGCCAGGUUCAACGUCUCAGUUCCUGGAUUCUGGCUGCUACCGAACUUCAACUCCGGAAACACCUCAUCAUCUGCUUCAGUUCAAGAGUAUUUCCUCAAAAUCACAAGCAAAACGUUCCGAAUCACCUUCAGGCCUAUCGGAUCAUCGUUCGCGUUUGUUAACGCCAUAGAACUCUUCGUUCUCCCUCUCCAAUUGAUCUCAAACGCAGUGUCACGUUUCACUCCUGGCACUGCAACUGUUAAUCAAGGCCUAUCUCCUUACACCGGUGGUUUUCUCUCUCGGGUGCUGGAGACUAAGCACAGGGUCAACGUUGGUGGCGGGAAUGUCACGAGGGACACUGAUAACUUACUGAGAAACUGGUCCCCAGAUGAUGGUCUUCUUAGUGUUCGACGAAAUGCGCAGCCGAAGAGUUUCAGUAAUCAAAUUAAGUAUCGUGUAGAUGAUGACUCUGAUGGUCCGAAUUCGAGUCAAUACACUGCGCCAAACGAUGUCUAUAGAACUGCUAGAUUUAUCAAUUAUAGCUCCGGCGGUGACUUGAACAUAACUUGGAGUGUUCCGGUGGAGACGAGUGCAGAUCACCUGGUACGGCUUCACUUCUGUGACAUUUUUAAUAUUGGUAAGAAUGGUUUGUCAAUCUUCCACCUGAUGAUUUACGACAACUUAGUCAGCAAUGCAAAUGAUGGCGUAAAUGUGUUGAGCGAGCUACAAUCUCCUUAUUAUUACGACUUUGUGGUUCGCUCUGAUGACUCUGGCCUCAUGAAGAUCAGUGUAAAGGUUAAUGCGACUCAAACUGAUCCGAUUGCGUUUUUGAAUGGGCUAGAGGUAAUGAAAGUAAUUGAGUCAUCGGGUUCUGUUCCCUCGGAUGAUGAGGGUUCCAAGCAUAAUGUUCUUCCUGUGGUGCUGGGUUCAGCUCUUGGAGGUGUUUUUGUUCUAGUUUCUGUGGUGGUGGUUGGGUUUUUCUGUUGGCAUCUUAAAAUCAGGAAACAAAAGGGAACAGUUCAAGGGUCCCCAAUUCUCGACUUAAACCUUGGCCUGAAAUUUUCCUUGCUUGAGAUUCAAUGGGCAACUGAGAAUUUCGAUGCAAAGCAUAUUAUAGGCAAGGGUGGUUUUGGCGACGUCUACAAGGGGGUUCUCAAGAAUGGCCUCCGUGUGGCUGUGAAAAGAAGUAAACCCGGGUCAGGUCAAGGCCUUCUCGAGUUUCGAACAGAGAUCAUGGUUUUGUCCAAGAUUCACCACAGGCACCUUGUUUCCUUGAUUGGGUAUUGUGAUGAAAAGUAUGAGAUGAUUCUGGUUUAUGAGUACAUGGAGAAAGGGACUCUCAGGGACCAUUUAUACAACACGAAUUUCCCAAGCUUGUUUUGGAAGCAGAGGCUUGAAAUUUGCAUUGGAGCUGCAAGGGGUCUUCAUUACCUUCACAAAGGAGUUUAUGGUGGAAUCAUUCACCGUGAUGUGAAAUCCACUAACAUAUUGCUUGAUGAGAACCUUGUGGCUAAAGUUGCUGACUUUGGCCUUUCAAGAACAGGUCCUCUUGAUGAUCACCAGUCAUAUGUCAUCACAGAUGUAAAAGGCACUUUUGGGUAUCUUGAUCCUGAGUAUUUCAGGUCGCAACAGCUGACGGAAAAAUCUGAUGUAUAUUCAUUUGGGGUGGUUCUUCUUGAAGUGUUGUGUGCAAGACCAGCCAUUGAAUCUUCAUUUCCGAGGGAGCAAGUGAACUUAGCUGAGUGGGGAAUGCUUUGCAAAAACAAAGGGAUGUUAGGCGAGAUUGUUGAUCCUGCCAUAAAGGGCCAGAUAGAUCAAAACUCUCUCAAGAAACUCAGUGACACGGUGGAAAAGUGCUUGCAAGAAAAUGGUUGUGAUAGGCCUACAAUGCGGGAUGUGUUGUGGGACUUGGAGUAUGCACUGCAACUUUACAAUACAAUGAGAGCUCUUGAGGAUAGUUCAAGCAGUGCUUCUGCAUCUCUUCAAUUUCAUAAUAUUUUGUUAGGUGGUUCUUCCUAGUGAGCCAUUAAUUUAAAAAAGAACAAAAAAAGAAGGAAAUAAUAUUUUAAUGUGCCAUAUAGCCCAA